AUGAUGGAAAUUAAAUCCAAAAUGAUGGAUGUUAUUAGUGUAAAUUUGAUUGUGGUGUUCAUUGUUUAAAUUGUGAGUUUGGAAUCUGUAAAAAAUGCGAUUCUGGUUAUCUUGUAUAAAGCAAUUAAAACAAUAAUUCUUAAUGCUACCUGGAAAUACAUGAUGAAGAAGAAGAAGAGGAAGAAUAAUCAGAAGAAGAAUCUUAAUUUUUAGAUAAUUGUAUUGUUUUAGAAGAAUAGCUGUGUAAGCAGUGCUUAGCUGGAUAUUUACUAUAGAAUGGAUAUUGUUUUCCCUAUUGUGGAGAUGGAAUUUUAAUUAUUGGACUGGAAGAAUGUGAUGAUGGCAAUUUAGUACCUUAUGAUGGCUGUUUUAAUUGUGCAUACUAAUGUCCUUUAAAUUGUAUAUUAUGUAAUUAAGGAGUAUGUUAUUAAUAAUGUGAAAUAGGUUUUGAAUUUAUUGAUUAAUCUUGCCUACCUAUAUGCGGAGAUGGAUUGA
Molecule: messenger RNA, 495 nt
Organism: Paramecium primaurelia
Lineage: Eukaryota; Ciliophora; Oligohymenophorea; Peniculida; Parameciidae
Source: the annotation of a GenBank genome assembly